GCCACUGACUUGACUCCAGGAUCAGAAAGGCAUUUGAGGAUCAGCUAAUAUCAUGAACCCAGUGCCCACAGAGGAAAAUCAUGGACAACAAAAAUGAAUCUGUCAUUACUGAAUUCAUUCUUCAGGGAUUCACAGGCAAUCCCAGAAUGCAGUUUUUACUUUUUACAAUCUUCCUCUUUGUUUAUGCCAUCUCUGUCUUAGGGAAUGUUGGGAUGAUUCUGUUGAUUUCCACUAACACCCAACUUCACAAACCCAUGUAUUACUUCCUGGGCAACCUCUCCUUUGUUGAUCUCUGCUGCUCUUCAGCCAUUUCUCCAAAAUUGCUGAUUGACUUGUUGGUUGAAGGAAAAAGAAUUUCACUUGGUGCUUGUGCUACACAGAUCUUUCUGAUUGCUGCAUUUGAAGUUACAGGAUGUGUUUUGUUGGCUAUGAUGGCCUAUGACAGAUAUGUGGCCAUCUGCAAUCCACUUCUCUACCCAGCUAUUAUGUCCAAAAAGAUCUGCCAACAAAUGAUUGCUGUUGCAUAUUGCAUAGGCCUAAUGGAUACAACAAUAUACACAUCCUCAAUAUUUCGACUGAUAUUCUGUCGGUCAAAUGUUAUCAAUCAUUUCUUCUGUGACACACCUCCACUCUUAAUGAUCUCCUGUUCAGAUACAUACAACAGUGAAAUAGUGAUAAUUGUCGUUACUAGCUUUGUUGAAGUAAGCAGCAUAGCUAUGAUUCUUGUAUCCUAUGCUUAUAUUUUGAGUACAGUCCUGAGAAUGCACUCUGUUGAAGGCAGGCACAAAGCGUUUUCCACCUGCAGCUCUCACCUGACAGCUGUUGGCAUAUACCAUGGGACAAUACUCUUCACGUACUUUCGACCCAGCUCCAGCUAUUCCAUGGACCAAGACAAAUGGGCCUCAUUGUUCUACACAGUUGUGGUCUCCAUGUUCAACCCUCUCAUCUAUAGUCUGAGGAAUAAGGAGGUGAAAGAUGCUGCAACCAAAUCCAUGGGCAACAUAUGGAUUUUUAAAGGGAAUAAUCCUAGAUACAUUUAAUGGACAAUUUCAAUUAGUCUGCCAAACUAGGACAAUAUUGUUUAUGAUUUAUGUGAUUUGGAGUGAUCAAGGAGUUCAUAAAUGCCAUGAGAUAAUGACUUUGUUUUAUGAUUGUUGUUUCUAAAGAAGAAGAAUAUUAGUGAAAAUCAAUAUAUUUGUACAGUUUUUUUAAAGGUUGGCUUCUGUGUUCUGGUGCUUUUGAGAGUCAUCAUAUAUUAAUUGGGUGCAGAUUAAUAUUGUAAACAAUCAUGCUAUUGUAUCAUAAGCCUGGUAUUUUAUCCAGAUGGUUUUUGGAUCUGUGAUUAUCAUAUUUGCAAUGUUAAUAAUAGCUAUUUCCAUAUUAUUUCAAUAAAAAAUCAAACA
This is a messenger RNA of Crotalus tigris (Tiger rattlesnake), 1403 nucleotides long. RefSeq names its product olfactory receptor 1019-like. Gene Ontology annotation, molecular function: odorant binding; G protein-coupled receptor activity; olfactory receptor activity. The record is from RefSeq and is a predicted model, not a curated record. Gene Ontology annotation, cellular component: membrane. The transcript is spliced from 2 exons. NCBI's taxonomy places the organism in Eukaryota, Metazoa, Chordata, Lepidosauria, Squamata, Viperidae. The coding region runs from base 81 to 1040 and encodes 319 amino acids. Gene Ontology annotation, biological process: G protein-coupled receptor signaling pathway; sensory perception of smell.